Dujonia railenensis is the source of this 1428-nucleotide messenger RNA. NCBI's taxonomy places the organism in Eukaryota, Fungi, Ascomycota, Pichiomycetes, Serinales, Debaryomycetaceae. The record is from the annotation of a GenBank genome assembly.
AUGGAAGAAGGCUCACCAGUAAAACAGAAGGGGACCUCAUCAAGAGUCAUUGACCUGCUUCACACCACCAUAGAUGAUUUGAAGGAAGAACUCGACUCCGUCAAGAUUUCGCACGAUGACUAUAAGAAGAAAUACACGUCAGCUUCGAAAAAGAACGAUCUGUUUGUUGAUCAGUUGGCCAACGCCAAACAUGAAAAUGAUAUGGUCCAUGCACUUUUGAAGCGUAAGGAACGUAGAAUUGUUGAUUUGGAAGACCAGUUUAAUGAUUUAUGUUCCAAUAACGAAUCAUUGAAACUCAACUUCAAGAAUAUGAAAAUUAGAUGUGAAAAUUUGCAAGAAUCGUCCGCAUCCUCGACAGCAGAGUAUGAAAGGUUGAAAAUUGCAUAUGAUGCCCUCUUAGCGUCCCAAUUGGAAUACAAGAGACAUUACCUGCUGGAAAUCACUAACUUGACCACUUCGUUUGAGCAAUAUAAGAAGCAGAAUGAAGAGAAAUUGAACAAGAUUGCUGAACAAUUCCAAAGCAAUGACAAGGAUGUGGAAAUCUUGUUGGAUAGUCUAACAAACAAAAAGAAGGCGUUGGAAACGUUAUAUGUAAACAAGAACAAGACCGUUCUAGAACUUUUGGGCAAGCUCUCUAAGGUCGCUAAGCUACACGGACAAGAGCUGAAGACAGUACUUGUAGACGUGGUAGAGUCCAUGGAAGAAUUGUUAGAGAAAUACCCUGAACUUCCCAAUAAAAUCCAAGAGCAUGAGAAGAUUGAAGUUGACAUAAGUGAAAUCUUGAGUGAGAGUAACGAAACCUUGUUGGCUAACUGCUCAUUUGAUGAAGAACAGACUUUGGUAAAUUCCCCAGAUCCUGGUAGUGAACCAAGAAUGAAGGGCCAACAGCAUCAGCAGCAUCAAAUUAAAAGUGAUACUCUGAACCAAAACCAACAACAACCAGGAGCUAGUAGAAGAAGGAAAAAUAAGAGACUGUCGCUCAGAAUUGACUCGAAUAACGCCCCUGACUUUAGUUCUGUUGCUAGUCCAAACCAAUCACAAUUUAAUUUACCAAAGAGAAAUUUCAAUCUUAAAAGUAGUGACUCUAAGACGAGAGCACCAACACCUCCAAGUAACUCAAAUGUGAAUGGAUUUCAAAACAGCAGCAACAACAACAACAACAACAUUAAUAAUAGUAAUAAUUCCUACCAAAGAAGAAAUAACAGUGGAAAUAAUUACAACCACCAUAAUGGCUCCAACAACUACAACAACAAUUCCAAUAAUUCAAAUUCUAAUUUUAAUUCAAAUUCUAAUUCCAAUAAUUCUAACACCAACAACAGGUCCAAGAGAAGGUCGAUGUACGGGCAAAGUAACGGAAACAAUGGCAAUUACAAUAACUACAAGGGGAACAGACAAAGUUUCCACGAACAACAAGCUGUUAAUUUAUAG